This is a messenger RNA of Castor canadensis (American beaver), 2484 nucleotides long. The record is from RefSeq and is a predicted model, not a curated record. Lineage: Eukaryota; Metazoa; Chordata; Mammalia; Rodentia; Castoridae.
GACUCGAUUACUGGAAUUGUCACCUCUGCCAGUUUAUAUGCACAUUUCUCUUCCACUAUGAGUAGAUCAAUUGUUUUACACAUUUGUCUGGCGUUCUGUAGCCUUCUAUUCCUCAGCUUUGCCACACAAUGUCUGGCCUUCCCCAAAAUGGAAAGAAGGGAGAUAGAACAUGAUCGUGCAGAAAAAGAGCAGACUGAGAGUACAAACGUAGAUGACCAAGAAAACAGUUCCAUCAUUCUAACGCAUAUGCCCCAAAUCAUGGUCUCUGAAGAUCCAAUAAUAGUGUCAGCUGGACCAUCAGUGACGCCAUUAAAUACAGAAUUCUCAGUUAAUAAAGAAACCCAGCCAGAGCCUAACAGCCCUAGUCGUUAUACUGCUACUGAGCCAGUGGUUCCAGUCAGUGAAGAAGUGUUUGGUUCCAGCCAGUCAGAGGGAAUGUCUCCUGAAAGCAGACUUUCCAAUGUCCUGUUAACUACUGGUAUCACUGCACUGACUUCUCUGAAUGUGGAUGACACGAAAGAACCCGUUAGCAGUACCAGCGUUCAGCCCAUUGCAGAAGGGACCACAGAUGCAACACAGGGUUUUCCGAAGUAUGUGGAUAGUCAGUUGUUUGCAACUGAAAGUCAGGAAGGAGUUAGCUUGGGACAUUCACCUUCCUCCUAUAUAAAUACUGAAGAAAUGCUAGCCACUAAUCCAAGACCUGAGAAAUUUGAAACAGACACAGACCAGAGGACCACUUCUUUUCCUGAUGAUGCUGAGUCCACAGCAGACACUGAGCCUGCAAGCCUUCUGUCUGAUGGGGAGAAGCCCUCACAGAUGACAGCCGAUAACACCCAGGCUACUGCCACUGAGCACUUGCCAGAGUACACUCUGAGUGUUGAGUCAGAAACUGACAGUCUGCUGGGAGCCCCUGAAGUCACAGUGAGUGACAGCACAGCUGUUCCAGCUGCCUCUGUCUUAAGUAAUGAGUGGGAUGACACCAAACUAGAACGUGUAAGCCAGAUAAGGACCCCACAGCUCCGAGACAAUACAGAGACUCAGGAGAGAAUAGAACCUUCACAGACAGCACAUGUAAGCCUUUACAGGACAGAAGGGGACCAACCUUGGACAGAGGCUGAAGGGGGAACACACAUGGGGAUGACUCUGCUAUUAUCGAAAGGGGAUGAGACAUCACCUGCCUUCACCCAUCCAAGUUCCUUUACUCCCACGAGUCUGAUGGAAGAUACCAAAGCUUCCAUUGUGAGUGUGUUCCAAAGUACAGGAGGCUCUAUGGAAUCCACCAAGGAAAAUGGUGCCAGGUUUUUCACAGAGACUACUGUUUCCAUGUCUGAACAUGAGUCAGAGGCAUAUCAACUAUUGAAAGAUAUCAUCACUCAAGAGAUGACAACACUGGUGGAAGAACCAGAAGGAACCUUACCCUUGGUGACACAAGAGCAGGUGGCCACCAUUGAGGUUCCCAGAGACAACAGUGGGCCUGAGGAAGGCAAGGAGUCCCCGUCUCCUGUGUCUGAUGGUGCUGGUGUCACUCAGCUGUCCAGAAGAUGGGAGCCCCUGGCCACUGCAGCUUCUGCUACAGUCGUCCCUUGGUCUCUUGAAGUCAGUCCUGCGGAAGACCUAAUGGACACAGUCACAGAGCCAAAUGAGGAGUUCAUACCAGUUUUGGGCUCCCCAGUGACACCCCCUGGAAUAACGGAGGAGGCCUCGCCCAGUGUGUCUCCAGCACUUCCUGUUUCUGAGGCACCUUUUGAGAGAAGAACAGUUCCUUCCAUUAGCCACCCUAAUACAGCUGCCUCUUACGGCUUGGACCAGCUUGAAUCUGAAGCAGCUCUUACCCCAACUUUAUCAGAGAUUUCCACUGAUAAAUUGAAGAUUUCAAACCCAGAGCUUCCCAAGCCAUGGGAUGAUGGAGACCUGCCACUGGACGAAGAGAAUCCUAACUCUCUUGAAGAAGAACUUCUUCACCCAAGAGCUAUUGUAAUGUCUGUGGCUAAGGAUGAAGAACCUGAGAGUGUGGACUUCCCUCCUCAGCCUGCACCUCCAGAAUCAAUUCCCUUUACGCCAUUUCUUGCGGGUACCAAGGCCCCUUCCCCACUUCAUGUGACAAGUUCUGGUUCAUCAACACUGGAGAGUACUUUGAGCGUUACUGUCACUGAAACAGAAACUUUGGAUAGACCCAUCUCUGAAGGAGAGAUUUUAUUUAGCUGUGGUCAAAAAUUGGCUCCCAAAACUUUAGGAAAUGGAGGAUUAUGUCUGACAAACCUAAAUGAUAGCUUAUCCAGCACACUGCAUGAUACCCUUGAAAUGGAAGAUGAUCCUCCCAGUGAAGGACAAGUGAUGAAGAUGUCCCAUAAAAAAUUUCAUGGAGAUGCAAUUCUUUCUCUUCUUAUUAAACAAAACCAGGAAUUAUUAGUUUCACAGCAAGCAGUGUAUCAUUCAGAGUAUGCUCAUUACGUGCGGGUGUCCUGUCUGUAUAAUACAAGUUAG